Messenger RNA from Ylistrum balloti, 1353 nucleotides. Its product is annotated as G2/mitotic-specific cyclin-B1-like. Gene Ontology annotation, molecular function: cyclin-dependent protein serine/threonine kinase regulator activity. The coding region runs from base 1 to 1353 and encodes 450 amino acids. The record is from RefSeq and is a predicted model, not a curated record. Lineage: Eukaryota; Metazoa; Mollusca; Bivalvia; Pectinida; Pectinidae. The transcript has 5 exons. Gene Ontology annotation, biological process: mitotic cell cycle phase transition; regulation of cyclin-dependent protein serine/threonine kinase activity. Gene Ontology annotation, cellular component: cyclin-dependent protein kinase holoenzyme complex; centrosome; cytoplasm.
AUGUCGGUCGACAGUCCUCCUGCGCUCUUUCCCUGUAUUCCACAGUCUUCGUAUGCAACUAGAACGCAUGCUGAUGUUUUCCAUCCAAACGAACACCUGGAUUCAGCUUCCGAAACUUCAUCGUUCAUCCUUACCAAGUGUCAACUCCCCCCAACAUCACAGUGCGACGAGUCCACCCACGGGACAUACGCCAGCAGUUAUUCAGCUAUCAGGUUCGAUCCCCCACCCCCGGAAGAUAUGACAUCAAAGAAUGAGAUCUCAUCGUCAGCGCCCAUGCUACAUCGAGCAGAGAUGCCCGGGGGUCUCUCGAUUCGUACUACAAUAAUUAACUGCAUUUGUUCAGAAUACCAAGAUGUCGAUGUCGGACUCUUUGUUGACGACCCCAAGGAUACGGUAACAAAAUCACCGGAUGUAAGCACGCCCCCGGAUACCGCCUCAGAGAACCCAAGUCUUGCGGAUUCCGGUUAUGACGACUCCCUCAACACUCAGUGUCUGGAGACGGUACUUGACUGGGAGGACGUGUCCCAGAGUCCGGAUCCCGUCCCCUUGUACCUGUCAUCAACACUUUUACAUAGCCCCGAUCAUCGUGGAUUUCAAGAUCAUCUAAAUGACAUAUAUCAUCACCGACUGAGUAUUGAGUACAAGUACCAAGUGAACAACUGUCUUGAGGGACAACGAGAGGUUACCCCUGGUAUGAGGGGCCUGCUGAUUAGCUGGAUGACUGGGGUUCACCAUCAGCUAAUCAUGUGUCAGGACAGCUUGUUUGUCGCAGUCAAUAUCGUGGACCGAAUACUGGACAUCAUGCAUGCCUCGAGAGACUACCUCCAGCUUCUGGGCAUUGCAUCACUAUUGAUAGCCGCCAAAUGUGAGGAAGUUAGUCCGCCGGAAAUUACCGAGCUUCUGAGUUGCUGUACUGACACUUACUCACGUGACCAGGUCAAACAUCUAGAGAGGGUUAUUCUAAAUGCUAUUAAGUUCGAUCUGCUGGUCCCAACGCCCCAGUUUUUCUUGGAAUACUUCUCUUCUUGUUGUAUCUGCCUGUUCGGUGGCUUCCAGAGUGACCGGCUCAGGCAGGCCCGCGCGAAUGCCCGUUGCGUACUGGAGUUGUCACUGCAGGAUUACGAACUUAGCCAGGUUCGCCCAUCCCUGUUGGCUCUAUGUGUGUGGAAGGUAGCUGUAGAUUUAACGCAAUGUGACGAUGGAGAGUUUGUUCCACCGGGACUUGACUUCCAGCAAGAAGAAUUUCAAAAUAUCUACACCCAGGUCAGAAGGUUUUCCGAAAAUUUAAAGAAAAGUUUUCCCGAAGUCAGCAGCAUUUGCGAAUAUUACUUCAACCUCUACGGAGCCGAGUAA